GUCCUCACAAAAGGACACGGUGGAUGAAACUUUGGUUUAUCCAUUCAUUUCAUUGUCUCAUAUUAUUACACUACUUUACAUCUUGUGGCACUCCUUCUCUCACCAAAGUUCCAUUUUUCCCAUCACUUCCAUACUCAAACACCAUGCUUUCAACAAUUGUUUAAGGUUACUAACAAACACAAUUAUUUUAGUUCAUGGAAGCUGUAGAGACAAAAUCUUCAAAUGGGUAUGCUAAGGCUCCAUGGUUAUUUAGAGGCAGUGCCUUGUAUCAACUCCAUCUUGUGAAAUCAGAGAAAGUUAGAUCAUGCAUUCCAAAAGAAUUCAAAUUGGUUGAAGCUUUUGGAUACACUUUAGGUGGAUUCUUUCUAGCCACUUAUGAGGACAGUCCAGUCGGUGUCUUUGAUGAGCUUGUUGUGAUUGCUGGACUUGUUUGGAACCGCCCAACAUCAUGCGCAUGGGCAACGACUGUGUACGUGAACAACUAUGAAGCCUGUUCUCACGGAAGAAAGGAAGUGGGUCUUCCAAGUCAGGUGGCUAGGUUUUCCAAGACAAGUAGGGCAGUCUCAAGACAAUCAAGGGGCAGGGGUGAAUUUUUAAAUAUGAUUGGAAUUGGUUCUGAGUUCUUCAAUCAGAAUGAUCAGAUGAAUGUUGAAGUAACCGAAAUCAAAUCUCUUGGUACAACAGAUACUUGUAAUAUAAGUCUCACUAGUGCUGCAGUGCCUUCUUUGAAUAUUGACCGUUGGAUAGGGCCAACAAUUAAAAUGUCACUUCCAAGUUUUAGUGGUGGCACAGAGUUUAAUCCCAACCUUCUCAAGUACACUUGUCAGAUUGAAUCCAGGGUGCAAGCAGUGAAGCCUUUGAAGGUUUUAGAAGCAUUCUCUUUAACAAAUGUUGAUGGCGAAGACAAUGAAUCUUUACAAGACUAUGGAGGCAGUAACCAUAUGGCUAAAGAACAUAGAAAUGAAAUACAGAAUUUAAGCACCUAUGUGAUGUUAUCAAAGCCUAUAUUAGCACUGAAGUUUAAUCAAAUGAAGAUGCAAGUAGAAGCUCCCAUUGUACUUUACCAAUGCUCAAAUUCUUUAGAAACUACUAAUGUAACCUCUGUUCCAUAAACUCAAACACAAAUGAACAUCUGGUUGAUUUUUGAACAAAGAAAAAAAAAGGCAUGUAAUUUUAUUUUCAACUAUACAGUGAAUCAUGAUUAUGAUA
Messenger RNA from Cicer arietinum (chickpea), 1209 nucleotides. Its product is annotated as protein NEOXANTHIN-DEFICIENT 1. Lineage: Eukaryota; Viridiplantae; Streptophyta; Magnoliopsida; Fabales; Fabaceae. The record is from RefSeq and is a predicted model, not a curated record.